Molecule: messenger RNA, 1293 nt
Organism: Trachymyrmex cornetzi
Lineage: Eukaryota; Metazoa; Arthropoda; Insecta; Hymenoptera; Formicidae
Gene: Samtor
Product: S-adenosylmethionine sensor upstream of TORC1
Exons: 3
Coding region: 241-1293 (350 amino acids)
Biological process (GO): negative regulation of TORC1 signaling
Molecular function (GO): S-adenosylmethionine-dependent methyltransferase activity
Source: RefSeq, a predicted model, not a curated record
GUGAACACACUGAACACUGAACAGGAGAGAGGCUUAAAUGUAUAAUACUCUUCAUUGAUUGAGAUAUGUACUCACAUCUGUUUCUAUCAUCUGCGAUGCGUUGGUUGAACAUCCCCAAAGUGACAAUAAAAUCUCGUGCAACAUUUUUUAAAUAUUAGACAUCAAGUAAAUGAUAAGAGAUGUAUUAAUUCCACAUUUAAGAAUAUCUGGAAAAAGGACGAAAGUACUCUUAUUAAUCGAAUGACGACAGAGGAGCAUAAACGUCUAGCUGACAUCGUGAAGGAAACUCAUGCUCUGUUGCGCGCCGAGUGUCACCAAUAUGGCGCCGAGAUGGCAUGGAAACGCCAUUUGGCGCGAAAUGAUGUUCUGCAGAGAUAUGCUAUAUCCAUGCAGAAAUUGGCCACUAAGUGCUGGGUGGACAGUAAUUCAGAUUUGAGAAACGGAACAUUCUGUAGAAUAGAAUGGAUAAAAACUCAAUGCAAAGAAUACUUUUACAAUGGUGGUAGAGAAAAAUAUGAUAAGAAAGAGCAGGAGAUAAACGCUAAAAUGACUUUUUUUUCAGCAAAAUCGUACAGUGAAAGUGCAACGUGCGAGAAAGAUCCAAGCCAUAUGGAAAACGGUUUACAAAAUUUUUAUGAACGAAGAAUAUCGCUUUUAGAUGUAGGAAGUUGUUACAAUCCUAUAAGUAUCGACAAUGCGUUUGAUGUAACUGCGAUAGAUCUAAUUCCCACGGUAGGAGUCUAUCGAUGCGAUUUUUUGAACAUUGUGAUCGGAAAGGAAAAAAUUCUCUCACGAGACAUGCAGGAGAUUUGUCAAUUGCCCACGAAUUUCUUUGACUCUGUGGUAUUUUCCCUAUUGUUGGAAUAUCUCCCAUGUCCAAAACAGAGAUACAUCUGCUGCAGGAAAGCAUACGACGUAUUAAAGAGUGGUGGCAUCCUGAUUAUUGUGAGUCCAGACUCGAAACACGUUGGUGCAAAUGCGAGAUUGAUGAAAUCUUGGAGGUACACGCUGAGCAAAAUAGGAUUCAUGAGAAUAAAGUAUGAGAAACUACGUCACAUUCACUGCUUGGUGUUCAGAAAGUGCGUGUACAAAGACGUAGCGAUACGGUGGUCCAAGUUGCAUCGUUUUUUUGAGACUGAUAAGAAAUAUUUGUCCGAGACAAAGAUUUUUAUUCCGCAGGAUUUUCAGACCGUCCGCUCUAAGGAAGAACGAGAGAAAUUGAAUGAAUAUGAGGAAACUGAUAUAGCGAGUGCUUUUUCUGAAUUACCAUUUAAUAACGAAGCAUCAACAUAA